Messenger RNA from Drosophila willistoni, 2188 nucleotides. It is a transcript of the gene Amt, whose product is annotated as putative ammonium transporter 2. Gene Ontology annotation, molecular function: ammonium channel activity. Gene Ontology annotation, biological process: ammonium homeostasis; ammonium transmembrane transport. Bases 1 to 1743 code for a protein of 580 amino acids. NCBI's taxonomy places the organism in Eukaryota, Metazoa, Arthropoda, Insecta, Diptera, Drosophilidae. The transcript is spliced from 2 exons. Gene Ontology annotation, cellular component: membrane. The record is from RefSeq and is a predicted model, not a curated record.
AUGGCUUCCAAAUUGGAUAACGCAACGGCAAGUCAUCUGACGGCUUUGAAGGGAAUCCCACGGAAUAGCAGCUAUGUGAUACCUGGUCUCUAUGAUCUCUCCACGGAGGAUACCAACUGGGUGUUGACCUCGUCCUUUAUUAUAUUCACAAUGCAAACGGGCUUUGGCAUGCUAGAGUCCGGCUGUGUGUCCAUCAAGAACGAAGUGAACAUAAUGAUGAAGAAUGUGAUUGAUAUUGUUUUGGGUGGUUUUACCUAUUGGCUAUUUGGUUAUGGCAUGAGUUUUGGCCGCGGACCGCUAUCGAAUCCAUUUAUAGCCCUGGGAGACUUUCUGCUCGAUCCUCCUGUGGGCGAUGCUCUGAUGGGUCAAAUAUUUGCCGCCUUUCUGUUUCAACUUUCGUUCGCCACAACGGCCACAACAAUUGUGAGUGGGGCCAUGGCGGAGCGCUGCAAUUUCAAGGCCUACUGCAUGUUCUCGUUCCUGAAUACUGUUGUCUAUUGUAUACCCGCUGGCUGGGUAUGGGGUGAGCAUGGAUUCCUUAAUAAUCUUGGUGCGGUCGAUAUAGCUGGAAGUGGACCAGUGCAUUUGAUUGGUGGAGCCUCGGCAUUUGCUUCGGCUGCCAUGCUGGGUCCACGUCUGGGACGCUAUGCCGAGGGAUAUGAUCCAUUGCCCUUGGGCAAUCCGGUGAAUGCCUGCAUGGGUCUCUUUGUGCUGUGGUGGGGCUGGUUGGCCUUCAAUUCCGGCAGCACUUAUGGAGUUAGUGGCGCCAAAUGGCAAUAUGCAGCUCGAGCUGCUGUAAUGACCAUGAUGGGAUCUUUCGGUGGUGGCUUCAUCAGUUCCAUAUACUCCUUUUGGCGUCAUGAAGGACGCAUGGACAUUAUGGAUCUAAUUAAUGGCGUGCUUGGGUCCUUGGUCUCCAUUACAGCUGGUUGCUUUUUAUAUCGUGCCUGGGAAGCGUUGGUAAUCGGUGCGAUUGGUUCAUUAUUUUGCGUUUUGGCCAUGCCGCUGUUCGAUCGCAUGGGCGUAGAUGAUCCGGUGGGGGCCAGCGCCGUGCAUGGCGUCUGUGGCAUUUGGGGUGUCAUUGCAGUGGGUCUCUUUGCCGACAAUCCCAUUCCCCUGGACACCACAAACGGCCGGAGUGGUCUCUUCAAAGGCGGUGGCUGGUAUUUGCUGGGCAUACAGACCCUAUCGGCUCUCUGUCUAGCCUGCUGGGGCAUCUGUUCGACAUUCCUUCUGCUGUAUGUGGUAAAUAAAAUCAUACCCAUACGCAUGGAUCCUCACGAAGAACUGCUGGGAGCCGAUCUAACCGAGCAUCGUAUACGCCACACCCAGAUUGGACUCUCCCGUGCCAUCUCCGCCUUGGCGCCCAUUAAAGUGGAUCUCAAUGAGUUGUCUGGCGUACAACCCAUUGGCAUGAAUCCCGGUCACGAGCGUAGUAUCGAUCAAUUACGUGCCGCAGAGGAUAAACUGCAGCAAUGGCAAUCGUAUCUGGACCAAGUGAUCGGUAGAAAGGAUUCCAAAUCCAAGCAUCAAAAGGAACCCAUGGAGGGAGACAUCAAACUGAAUAUGCAGUCGCCAUCGAAACUUUUGGGCACCGGAAAUGUCUUCAGUCGCCGUCUCCGAUCCGUUCCCCUUAAGGAUCAGACCUUCAGUCAGGGUCUGUAUAGGGUCAACAACAGUGAAUUGCCUGUAAUCGGUAAUCCCAAGUCGGAUAAGGAUGCCAAUUUCGCCUGGGUGGAUUAAACACAAAAUCAAAUUUAGAUUUAAAAACCAAAAGUUGAUCCUAGUAAUUCUUGCUUACCAUCUUUUUGAAAAAUGGUUUGAUAAGUCUAUUUUACUUUCAUCAACUGCGUAGAUACCCACACCCAGAUACACAAGAGAGUACAGUCACCAUGAGUAAUCUCUCCUGUAAUUUCACUGAGUACGCAAACGGCCCUCCUCCUCUGCUUAGCUCCCACAAUUCCAAAAUUUUUAGAUAAGAUAGCUUUGUAAUUGGAGCACAAAUAAUAAAGAUAAGCCAUUCACAAGUUUUGGCCUCUGUUAGUCACUUGUAACUAAAUGAUAAAGAUACAUAUGAGGAACUCGCAGAAACUCGCACGUUAGCAUAUGGUAUUAUAUACAUCGAUGCCUAAAUAGUUAUCAACCAUAUUUAGAUACUUAUCCGUAUUAAUUUUAUAUAUUCCAUAAA